Messenger RNA from Schistosoma turkestanicum, 1691 nucleotides. The record is from the annotation of a GenBank genome assembly. NCBI's taxonomy places the organism in Eukaryota, Metazoa, Platyhelminthes, Trematoda, Strigeidida, Schistosomatidae.
UACAAACUCAAAAACCACUGCCAACUGAAUAGAAUUUGAGAAUCGAGUGGCUAGAUUCCUAUUAAUUGCACUCUAUUGAACAUCAUACAGAAAGAAUAAGAAUCGAGCGCGAGGAAAUCAAUUGGCUUAUACUAGCUCGAGAAAAAAAUUGGAUAUUGGAUAUCGUAUGCUGAGUCUCAAAGCGGUAAACUGAAGGCUUCGUUACUAAUGUCUAGCAUCUCAACUUCCUCCCAAAAUAAUCCCUGUACUUCUGAUAUGGAGAGUGUUUACAAAUGGGUUGCUUCACUAACAAAUGUGGAAACUCGAGAAAGUGCGCUGCUCGAAUUGUGUAAAAAAAGAGAGUCAGUCCCUGAACUUGCUCCACUUCUUUGGCAUUCCUGUGGUUCCAUAGCUGCGUUGCUGCAGGAAAUAUGUGCUAUUUAUCCUUACAUCAAUCCGCCAAAUUUGAGUGCACAUCAAUCUAAUCGCGUAUGCAACGCAUUAGCUCUUCUGCAAUGUUUGGCUUCCCAUCCGGAAACCAGAAAUGAAUUUUUGAAAGCUAACAUACCUCUUUAUUUGUAUACUUUUUUAAAUACAAAUAAUAGAACACGCCCAUUUGAAUAUCUGAGAUUAACCAGCCUAGGGGUGAUUGGCGCACUUGUUAAGACUGAUGAGCCAGAAGUUAUAGCCUUCUUACUUGGUUCAGAAAUUAUACCUCUUUGUUUAGUAAUUAUGGAAUCAGGAAGUGAACUGAGCAAGACUGUAGCUACUUUCAUUAUGCAGAAGCUGUUGUUGGAUGAAGUAGGCCUAGCGUAUAUUUGUCAGACUUAUGAACGAUUUGCACACGUAGCUACUGUUUUGGACAAAAUGGUGAUCCAUCUAGCCAGGGAGCAGUCGUUACGUCUAUUAAAACAUGUAAUCCGAUGUUACUUACGUCUUUCUGAUGAUUCACGAGCUCGUGAUGCACUUCGAACGUGUUUGCCCCAACAGCUUGUAGAUGGAACAUUCAGCAGUUUGCUGGAAAAUGAUGUAGCUACUAGACGAUGGCUUACACAACUAAUUCGCCAGCUAUCUGUUCGUGCAGUUGGUUCUGUAGCUACAUCUAAUACCACUGCUUCUAGUGUUAGCUCGGUUGACGUCACUUCACUCAAUACUACGAAUGCAAUUCGAACUGCCCUGCUAACUAGUACAACUACUUCAGCAGUAACUACGGUAUCUACUGUAGGUUCUGGACCAUCAGUUUCAAGUGUUACAGGUGUACCGGGUAGCACAUCAGGUGCUCAAGUGUCCACAUCCGGUCCUGUGUCAUCCAGUUCAGCGUUUGAUCCAGUAGCAUCUUCAAGUAGCUGAAACAACGACUGACUAACAUCCUCUUUAAACAGCCUUGCGUGUUUCACUUUAGAUUUGCUUAGUUUUAUAAAUGUACAUAAUUAUUUCUGAUUUUCCUUCAGUCAAAACCUUUUUAUUCCUAUUUCCUUGGUUGGUUUUGACUCAGUGUAAAACCCUUGUUCAGAAAAUGGUCAAUCACCUGCCGAAAACGCUUUCUUGCAUUUUAACAAGUUUUUUUAUUUCACGUAUGAGUAUUUUGGAAGUGGUGUUUUACUUCUUGGUUAUUCUGAUGCGGUUAUGGACAUCAUGUUCAGGUUUAUUUUUCAAGUGUAAACCGCGUAUAAACUUUGAAAACAGUCGUGAAUAUACAAUAAUUUUACUUU